AUGGCACCAGAAACGCAGGCAAAACACUUUAUUAAGAAACUUGGUGUUAAACUUUGUAAAACUAAAGCUGUUGCUGAUGCUAUUCGUACUAGUCUUGGACCAAGAGGCAUGGACAAAAUGAUCCAGAGCCCAAAUGGAGAUGUAACUAUUAGCAAUGAUGGUGCAACCAUUUUGAAACAAAUGCAAGUGUUGCAUCCAGCUGCCAAAAUGCUUGUAGAGUUGUCAAAGUCACAGGAUGUUGCGGCUGGUGAUGGUACCACAACUGUAGUUGUUAUAGCUGGUAGCUUACUGGAUGCUAGUGCUAAACUCCUAGCCAAAGGUAUACACCCCACUACAAUUUCUGAGGCAUUUCAGAAAGCAUCUGAUAAAGCAGUUGAAAUCCUUGAAGGCAUGUCAACUCCUGUUGAUCUCACUAACAGGGAAGCUCUAAUACAGAGUGCUACUACAUCACUUAGUUCUAAAGUUGUUUCACAGUACAGUAAUUUACUGGCACCAAUAGCUGUAGAUGCUGUUCUCAAAGUGGUAGAUCCAUCACAUAGCGACAAUGUUGAUCUUAAAGACAUCAAAAUAAUAAAGAAACUUGGAGGUACAAUUGAAGAUACUCAACUUAUUGAUGGUGUAGUUUUUACUCAAAAGGUGGCUGGCGGGGGACUGCAUAAAAUUGAGAAAGCCAAGAUUGGAUUGAUACAGUUCUGUCUCUCUCCACCAAAAACUGAUAUGGAAAACCAAGUAGUUGUAUCAGAUUAUGCUCAAAUGGACAGAGUUUUACGAGAAGAAAGACAAUACAUUUUAAACUUGAUAAAGCAAAUCAAAAAAGCUGGUUGUAAUGUAUUACUAAUACAAAAAUCUAUUUUGAGGGAUGCAGUGAAUGAUUUGGCUUUACAUUUCCUAGCCAAAAUGAAGAUAAUGGUGGUCAAAGAUAUUGAAAGAGAUGAUAUUGAAUUUAUAUGCAAGAGUUUAGGAUCUCGUCCCAUAGCGAGUAUUGAUCAUUUUCUACCAGAGAAUUUAGCUGUAGCUGAUACUGUGGAAGAAUUUGGUGCUGGUGCAGGUGGCAAGUUAGUCAAGGUUAUAGGAGCAGCCAAUCAAGGCAGGACUGUGUCUGUUUUAAUUUAUGGAUCUAAUAAAUUAGUUAUAGAAGAGGCUGAUAGAUCAAUACAUGAUGCACUGUGUGUUAUAAGGUGUCUUGUUAAGAAAAGAGCCCUCAUUGCUGGUGGAGGAGCACCAGAAACAGAAAUGUCGCUACGACUGAUGGAACAUGCAAGGUCACUCACGGGGAUGGAAGGUUACUGCUUCAGAGCAUUUGCAGAAGCACUGGAAGUGAUUCCAUAUACAUUGGCUGAGAAUGCUGGACUCAAUCCUAUAUCUGUUGUAACUGAAUUACGUAAUAGACAUGUACAGGGUGAAAAGACAGCUGGUAUUAAUGUCAGAAAGGGUUGUAUUACUAAUAUCUUGGAAGAGAAUGUUGUUCAACCAUUAUUAGUAUCUACUAGUGCAAUUCAACUUGCAUCAGAAUGUGUACGGAGUAUUAUGAAGAUUGAUGAUAUCGUUACAACUCGUUAAAGAAAUACAAGAUACUGAGCAAGAAUUUUCUUCACCAAUCAAGUGACUCCUUGGUCAGCUGACAAUGACUCUCUAAUACUUGUCUUUAAAUAUAUAAUGAAUGUAAUUGUGCGACCUAAUGUAUUUAUGCUGUAUUUUAUAUUUUGAGGUACAUCAAGCAAUCAUGUUAGCAAGUUCAUCGUUCUUUGUUGGUGUGAAAUGCUUGUUUAAGUGUCUCUAUGGCUCAAGAUUUUGUGUAUGCUACAAACCUUUUACUUUUGUAUUAUCUCGUGUAUAUAAAGAAAUAAACAUUUCCCCACACCAGGACAAAA
Saccoglossus kowalevskii is the source of this 1871-nucleotide messenger RNA. Its product is annotated as T-complex protein 1 subunit delta-like. Gene Ontology annotation, biological process: protein folding. Gene Ontology annotation, molecular function: ATP-dependent protein folding chaperone; ATP binding; ATP hydrolysis activity. The record is from RefSeq and is a predicted model, not a curated record. NCBI's taxonomy places the organism in Eukaryota, Metazoa, Hemichordata, Enteropneusta, Harrimaniidae.